Penicillium waksmanii is the source of this 993-nucleotide messenger RNA. RefSeq lists its product as uncharacterized. The transcript is spliced from 4 exons. The coding region runs from base 1 to 993 and encodes 330 amino acids. The record is from RefSeq and is a predicted model, not a curated record. Lineage: Eukaryota; Fungi; Ascomycota; Eurotiomycetes; Eurotiales; Aspergillaceae.
AUGUCCCUGAAAAGAUCGUAUAGCCAGUGGCCUGAAGGUAUCCCCUCAUUUAUUCGCCGACACGAAGAACCUGUCGAAUGGGAACAUAUCGGUGCCGCCACUCGUGCAUGGAGGUAUUUUGUUCGUGAGCGGUGGGUCGGCGGCAACACCGCAGAUCAACAGAAACGAGACCUGAUCGAACAAUGGGCAACAGUAGACCAAGAAUUCCGAGACAGCUAUCAAUCUCGAGCACCAGAGGACGAGCCUAGUUUUUUCGAAGGUCCCGAACUUACAGACGAGUCUUUCAUUAAAAGUGACGUUGAAAGAUUCUGCAUGGUCUACAUUUGUAUCACCGAAUUGAACGAAGAGAAACAAGCCCUCCUGGCUAAGUGUAUCCUGGGUUUAUUCCCAUGGGAGGAUGGCUGGGAAUUUCUAGCAUCCGAAAUUGUGAUGUUUUUGCCCUUGGAAGGUAAUCAAGGCGAUAUUCUCGAUACUUUCAAGCUCCAGCAAAGCGUCGCCCGGCCCAAUUUUCUCGAUAUGCAUAUGGCGCUUGAUGGAAUGGUGAUAUUCAGGGAUUGUUAUGCCAAGCUGAUUAUUGAUGACCGAACCCUGGAGACCGGACUGGGGCUUUGGGUUGAGUUCGGAACGAACGGCAUUUAUGAAAAGGCCUACCGGGCUCAAAUGAUGUCGGCGGGGUUGGCCGACUGUUAUCGUGAAAUUGGUCCUGGAAAUCAGACUGCGAUAGAGCGCGCGUUGGAGUAUAUUGAGUCAGGAUAUAGUGAUCUUGAUGAGGAUAGGGAUCCGAAGAUCAUCUUAGAGGAUGAGCCGGUCGAUAUGCGGAAGCCGCUUGUGGAGAUCUACCAGGGUGAUGAAGUCGAUCUAGUGGAUGACUAUGCUCCUGGCUUUCGUGAGGCAGAGGAGGAGGGAAAUGGCCUAGCGAUCGGAUUUGAUUUGCGUCAGAUACUUGCGAACGAUGGAAGUCCCUUGACAAUCUCAGAUCAUGAAAGAUUUUAG